Molecule: messenger RNA, 3014 nt
Organism: Portunus trituberculatus (swimming crab)
Lineage: Eukaryota; Metazoa; Arthropoda; Malacostraca; Decapoda; Portunidae
Product: protein gooseberry-neuro-like
Exons: 6
Coding region: 219-1547 (442 amino acids)
Biological process (GO): regulation of transcription by RNA polymerase II; anatomical structure development
Molecular function (GO): DNA-binding transcription factor activity, RNA polymerase II-specific; RNA polymerase II cis-regulatory region sequence-specific DNA binding
Source: RefSeq, a predicted model, not a curated record
CGGGCAGUGGGCGGGGCUCGGCAAGCCAAAAAGUGGUGGGUCCAGUGUAUCGCCUUGUAGUUUGACACCUGAGUUUGUGGGUGGCGUAGUCCUUACAAGGCCUCGUGGGCAGUGCCAGGCUCGUUGACUGGGCGUCCAGGUGUUGACCCUCGGAAGUGUCGCUCGUACACACUGGCAGAGGGAGUUUUUCCGCCGCAGCGCAAGGAAACACUGCAGCGAUGACCAUCCGACCCAUCUUCUCGGGGUAUCCAUUCCAGGCUGGCGGUGUGUCCACAGGUCAGGGGCGCGUGAACCAGCUGGGCGGCGUGUUCAUCAACGGGCGGCCGCUGCCCAACCAUAUUCGCCUGAAGAUCGUGGAAAUGGCCGCGGCGGGCGUACGGCCCUGUGUCAUCUCCCGCCAGCUGCGCGUCUCCCACGGCUGCGUCUCCAAGAUCCUCAACCGCUACCAGGAGACAGGAUCCAUCCGGCCCGGCGUCAUCGGCGGCUCCAAGCCCAAGGUGACCACGCCGGACAUCGAGAAGCGGAUCGACGACUACAAGAAGGAGAACCCCGGCGUGUUCUCGUGGGAAAUCAGGGACAGACUAAUUAAGGAGGGCGUGGUGGACAAGGCGUCGGCUCCCUCCGUCAGCUCCAUCAGCAGGAUCCUGAGGGGCGGCAAGAGAGACGAUGACCCGCGCAAAGACCACAGCAUCGACGGCAUUCUGGGUGGCGGCGGGAGUGACGAUAGUGACACGGAGAGCGAGCCAGGCAUUCCCCUCAAGCGGAAACAGCGGCGGGCGAGGACAACCUUCACGGCGGAGCAGCUGGAGAUUCUAGAACGCUCCUUCGAGAAGACACAGUAUCCCGAUGUGUACACGAGGGAGGAGGUGGCGCAGAAAGCCAAGCUGACGGAGGCGCGGGUGCAGGUUUGGUUCAGCAACAGACGUGCUCGACUCAGGAAACACCUCAGCAGUCAGCAGCUGGCGGGGCUCUCCUCCACCAUGCCGGCCUCCGCCGCCAUGCCCGCCGCCGCCUCCUCCUACAUGAACCAGUACGCCGCCCCUGCCACCGACCACACUGCUGUCGCCGCCGCAGCCUCCGCCGCCGCCGCCUACCACUCAUCCAGUGCGUGGCAGAGCUCAAGUGGCUACGACUACAGCAGCGCCGCUGCCGCAGCCUCCCUCAGCAGCGACAACUCCCACGCACUUAUGUCCUCUCCCAUGGCUGCCAUGACCUACCCCGUCACCUCCAUGCCCUCCAUGACGGCCUCCAUGACGCCCACCAUGAACUCCGCUGGGUGCACAGUGUCGGGCGAGGUAGGGUGGGGUGCCGGGAAGACAGUGCCCUCACCACCCAUGGGCGGUUGGAACACGGGCUUCUCCACGCUGGGCGGCGAACAAUUGGGCGGCCUUCUUGGGGGCCAGGGCUAUAACAUGGGGCACGCCAUGGCCGCCCCCGCCCCCUCCAUGACCGACAAGUCCCACGUCCCGCCCACCACCGCCACCUACCCUGCUUACUUCCCCCAGUUCACCGACCCCUCCACCCUCAUGUGUGGCCGCGUACAUUAGUCCCGCCCACGCCCCUGCACGCCACCUAACCUCCUUAUCACCCCCCUACUCCCUUCACCGUCGUCUUACUCGCUCUCCGUCCAAGCAGUUACCUCAUGAGUCCUGUUCAUCUGUCGCCGUCCACAUCACUCGCCCCGGCCACAGUGGAAGCGAGAGGAUGCAAAUGUUACCUACUCAGAAUCACUAUAUACCUCCUCUACCUCAUCCAGUCAUCCACGCUGCGUCCAUUCCAAUCUCUCCUCUUUCUUCAUUCAAAUAUUCCACCUCCACUCUGCAUCCUCUUAAGGUGAUACGUUUUGCCUUAGUCUUGUAAUAUUUAAGUAUUUUUUUUAUCUAAUCCGUCACCUCCAUCUCCAGUACCUUAUGAAACCAUCACCACUGCUAACACGUCACAAAACCUUCACAUUCAUCACUCUCAUCACCAAGAACACUUCACAACCUCCCUCCCCCUCAUCAUCACUACCACCAGCGCGGCCUUCCCCUGGAUCACCUCAUCACUUCAUCAUCUUCCCUACACCACCGUCGCCUCCGCCCGUCACUAGUGUUUCAGCUAGUGCCUCUUUGACUAGCUAGUGAUCACCUAGUGUGUAGCCAACCUCCCUCCACCCUGCGGUCGUCACCACAGCGCCGCGGCACCGGAGUAACUGUUUGUCUACUUCGUCCUCGACAAAGAUCCACAAACGUCCAGUCCACCCUUUCAUCUCCCGACUCCCCUAAACCAUCAGUCUUGGCUAAGCGCACACUUCCCCAGGCCAGCGCAGCACACGAGGCAGACCACGGUAGCCCAAGCACAGCAUAAUAUAAAGGGCACACUGACGAAGUUUUACCUGAUAAAUUGUGGUGAGCGUACAGAUGUUGAUGUGAAGUGAAUUGAAAUAGAAAGAAGAGAAGCUGAAAAGACAGAUAAUUCGUAUGAUUCCCGAGGCUGGCUGUUACAGAAUUGAAAUGUGUAUGACGUAUUGUAAUUCAUAUUGGAAAUAUGCACAAUAACACGAGGUGAAUGGAGGCAAAAUUUAGCAGCUCAUACCGCACAAAUCAUAAUUUAAUAAAUGACGAGAAAGCGAAGUUAAGAUAACCAGUCUGUUCUUCUGGUAUCUAUCAAGUCUCCACAGCCAGGUAAAAUAACUCGAUACAAUAUUGGAAACAAAAAAGGCACGUAGAAAACGGAAUACUAGCCUCUAACCUGCUGCCCCCUACAUGCCUGUAAGCGCUGCCCUCCGUGACUUUGUGUGUGGUGUCCCGUGUGUUGCGUUGUAGUCCCAGCAGCUGUGUGUCACGGAGCAGUGUGCGCUGAGCCUCCGCGCUGGCCUGCCCGUCUAGCCGCCAGUGGUUGUAGCCAAAGGUUUAUCUUAGUGUUUAUUAGUCACGCCACUACUACUACUACUACUACUACUACUACUACUACUGCUACUACUACUUCUAUUAGCUACUCCUCCUCCUCCUCCUCCUCCUCCUACGAUUACUACU